AACCAUAAGUCUGGACAUACUGAAAUAUUUACUUUUGGUUUGUCUCAUCAUUAAUCUCAACAGGAUUCAAUCAUUCAAAAGAUUUAGACAUUAAUCUUAUGGUUAAAUAAGUUGCUAGCAAGCAAACAUUUUCAAAAGUCCUGAGUCAUCAAUCUCGGAUGCUUUAGUAUUUUAUUGCUUACUAAUUUGGCUGAAUCUCAAAUUUCAAAUUUUCUCAGAUAAUCCUCAAGUUUAAAACUAAUGACUUAAAUAUAGUUACUGCAUCGAUACUAGUUUAGGAUCAAUGAUCAUACAAUUAACAGAACUCCUUGUCUCAAAAUAUUCCAUGUUUCUUUGAUCUUCAGUGGAUAAAAUCUACUUAUACUUCGAUUGGGUUCUCAAUCUUUCUCACAAUAUUUACUAGUUCUGCCAGGAUAAGCGAAAAUACAUAAAUCAGAGUGCUCAUCCGAUGUGGGAUUACGAGACUGUGCUCCAGCAGAUGGAGCAGACCAGGCAGUGCUGCCCAUUUGCUUAAGAGAAUCAACUAAAUAAUUGAGACUGUAAAUGCAGAGAUCUUCAGGAGUCUUCAAUAUCUGAGCAUUGACAAAGAAAUCUGCAUCAAGAAAGUGUAAAUGAAUACAAAGAGACUCAACCAAACCUGCUCAGCAGCAAACGAUUCAUGAGAGUCAAGAGAAUGGACAAAUAGCCCAUGACAACGGAACUCAAGAAUCUAGUAAACUUAGUGAAAAUGAUGAAGAUACCUUAAAAAACACCAAAGGAAUCAUCAACAGAAGAAGACGUUCUAAAAAGCUCAACAUCAAAGCAAAAAUUAUUAAGCUUCGUGAUUACCUGCUCACAAAUCGUGAAGCAUUUUUCAAAUGCUCAAUGAAGAAAAGGAGAUGAACCAAAGAUACUACUUUGAAAAUACGCUCUAAGUACAUCGGAGUGUCCAAAAAUAAUACUCACUGGCAGGCUUUCAUCACCGUCAAAAGAGUCAAGAGAUACAUCGGAAUAUUCUUCGAUGAACUAGAAGCAGCCAGAACAUACGAUUUGUAUGCGGUCGCAAUGAAAUGGAAGAGAGCAUUCCUUAACUUUAACUAUAUUUGGUAUAAGAUGCUAGAAGUGAUAAAUUUCUAUCUAGCCCAAGGCAGAGUAAAUAUGGAACUACCUUGUGGAAAGUCAACCCAAGCGACAAUAAUGUAUCCUCUUAAUAUCCAACUCCAUUUCUGGUUAAUAAAUUUAGGAAUAAAUCGUAUAUUUUUAAUUCCACCUAUCUAUGCUUUCACACUCAAACCUAAAUCCUUAUUGUUUGCCUUCUUUGGCUUAUGACAGAGUCAAUACUUCUUGAAGUCUGGCAUCUCACUGGCAACCUCAUUUUGCGAACUGAAACUUUCAUCAAAGAGUCGAAAUAAGCUAAUUGAUUUUCAAUAUUAG
Messenger RNA from Moneuplotes crassus, 1413 nucleotides. Lineage: Eukaryota; Ciliophora; Spirotrichea; Euplotida; Euplotidae. The record is from the annotation of a GenBank genome assembly.